Molecule: messenger RNA, 11199 nt
Organism: Pelobates cultripes (western spadefoot toad)
Lineage: Eukaryota; Metazoa; Chordata; Amphibia; Anura; Pelobatidae
Source: the annotation of a GenBank genome assembly
AUGAUUGACUUGUCUAACAUUGGAGUUCAGUACUACAGGACAGUGGAUCAUUUAUGGGAUAGCCCUGUUAAACAGGAACAUAUAAGAACAAAUGUAAUGUGGCCUACUGGAUCUGUUUAUUUCCACCCUUCUUACCCUUUCUACCAAAAGGUCUACCCCAGUGUGAUGUUCCCUUUUAACAUGUCUUCACAAAGCAUUGAUAUCAACAAACCAUUUGGCAUCAGGAGACCAAAGGAUGACUCAAUGAAUAGAUCCCACAUGGAUGGACAUGACGACCACAAACAGAACACUGAGAGAGUUGAUGUCAACAUCCAGAUUGAUGAAAGUUUUUAUGUAGACGUUGGUGAUCAAAAACGUUGGAAAUGUCCAAUGUGUGAGAAGUCAUACACCUCCAAGUAUAAUUUGGUAACGCAUAUUUUGGGUCACAGCGGCAUUAAACCCCAUGCUUGUACACGAUGCGGAAAAUUGUUUAAGCAACUAAGUCAUUUGCAUACGCAUAUGCUUACACACCAGGGCACCCGGCCACAUAAGUGUCAGGUAUGCCAAAAAGCUUUCACCCAAACCAGCCACCUGAAGAGACAUAUGAUGCAGCAUAGUGAAGUGAAGCCCUACAACUGUACAAUAUGUGGAAGAGGGUUCGCUUACCCAAGUGAACUCAAGGUCCAUGAGACGAAGCAUGAGAAUGGACGAGAGAAUGUUUGCGUGGAAUGUGGUCUGGACUUUCCAACACUAGCUCAACUGAAAAGGCAUUUAACAGCCCAUCAAGGUCCUGUGCAGUACAACUGCAGUGAUUGUGAUAAGACGUUCCAGUACCCAAGCCAACUGCAGAAUCAUAUGAUGAAACACAAAGACAUCCGUCCAUAUAUUUGUUCUGAGUGUGGAAUGGAGUUUGUGCAGCCCCAUCAUCUCAAACAGCAUUCUCUUACGCACAAGGUAAGUGACUCAGUUGCUGUCUGCAGGUCCAGCCAAAUGGAACAUAAAACUCGACAUCAAUAUAUUAUUUACAUGCAAAAUGGCAGCAUGACAUUGCAUAACACUGAGGUCAGCAGCACUGACUUUGCAAAAACACAUAAAUAUCUGUUGUAGAACUGUAAUACUCAAGCAUAGAAACCUACCUAUAGACAGCCAAAGCAUGGUUGAGUAUAAUGGGAGUAAUUGGGCUCUGUCAGUGACAUAUAGGCACAACGAACAAGGGGUCCAUGUCUAGAUUUACCUUUUACCUUAGGGAGAGCUAAAGAAUGGGAGUUAUAGUUCAGCAUCAGAGAACUAACCAGGUACAAACUAAAACGCCCUUGAUAAAGGCGGAUAGCGCCGAAACGUUGGGGGCUAUUAUUUUUUGACAUCUUCACCCUCUUCUCAUGUGCUUCAACAAGUUCUAUUUUCGGUAUGUACAUUUUUGGUUCACACUUUGAUACAGGUAUCAUAAGAAUUGUUUUUCUAUAGUUGUGGUUAUAUCACUCUAUGUGUACAUUUCUGAUUGAUCUUUUUGAUCUUAUUCUUUGUCCUUAGUCAGUAAUUACAUAUUACAUAUUCUCUGUAUUUUUGUACUUUAGCUGGUUGUGCUCCUCUUUCUCUGUUUUAUAUUAUUGUAUUAGUAGCCCAUUGGAAAUAGGGUUGUAUGAGUGAGCACCCGUACUGUUAUUUACUGCUUUAAUCAAUUGCACAUGGCUGACAAUUGGGUGUGCGCACCAAUCUUUUGUUAAUAUACACUAGAACGCACACAGACAUAUCUAUCUGUCGGUAUAUCUGCAUAAAACCCAUAUGCAACUAAUUUAUUACCAGUGGUUAACUGUAUUGCAUUAUGAAAAUGGCCAGUAAUCACCAAUAUUGACCAGUUUUGCCAUCAUUGGAAGCUUGUUGGUAAAUAAUUGCAACAAGCAUGGGGUAAUGAUCCUUUGGAUAUUAGUAAAGUAAAAAGUGUGUUUUAGAUAGCAUGCAUCCUUUUAGUCCUUGUAUGAACAAGCUCCAGAUUUGAUUGUUGUGCCUCAGUGUUCAGAUUUGUUAACCACAUACUGGAAAAUAUGUCAAAAAAGUGCAUAUGUCCCCCUGGGAAAUUGUACAGCCCUGAAGAAUAUAUUGGGAGUUUGUAAAUAAUAGUAAUAUGUAUUAUUAUUCAUUAAUAGGUAACCAUGAGGGACAGUGCCUAUUCACAUUAUGGCUCCCUAUUUUUAGGAUAUACUCUUGCUGUUACCCGCCACCACCCUUGAAUAGCAUACAUUCCAGGCACAAAAAUGCACAACAUACAAAAAUUAGCAUACGACCUGCUGAAAUUAUCAGCAGUUACACAUACCCUAAAUCCUAUUAGCUCCAGCAGCCUCCAGUGCCAUUAACCUCCGGUGGAUGCAGCUCUCUGAGCCUGUAGCCAUCAUUCCUGACAAUGUUCACUGGACAGAAGUUGCAAAGUGGGCAAGCUGCACAGCGUAUUGUACAAAGGGCAGUUCUGCCCAUAAAAGGGAGGGCUUGCACCUAAAGAGGGCGGCCAGGCUCAUUAACAGCUUGCCCCACCAAGUAGACCAUGCAUGAUGCGCUGCUGAAGCCAUAGUGCCCAGUCUCCUCCUGUAUUUUGAAGUCUGCUUGCAGAUUUUUAAAAUACGGAACAGAUAUCCAGGAUAUAUUUUUCCUUGAACAGUACUCCAAAAUAUGGGACUGUCCCAACAAAUUCAGGAAUGUUGGCACCCAUAGACUCUGGCUGUAGAUAAAACAGAUAAAGUUCCAGCGCUUCAUCAAGAAAGAAUGUUUUAACCUUUUUAUAUCUACCGCUACAUUGCUACUAGUUGUGGAAAAGACCAGAACAUGGUGAGUGUUCACUACUUGUACUACUUCCACAAUACUUGGAUUUUUAAUUUGUGGAUUGCACCUGCGCAAGCCUUUAGCUUCUUGCAGACUGCAGCUCAAUGGCACAGACUCAGUGGGACAUCUACAACAGUGCAGAUUAGGGAUGUGGAUGGGAAAAAUAUUCGGUUCGGCAUUCCGAAAUUUGGGACUUCAGCACUUCGGAACCCCUGCACUUUGGUUCGGUUCGGCACUUCGGAACUUCGGCACUUCGGAACUUCUACACUUCGGAACUUUGGCACUUCAGAACUUUGGGUAAGUGUAGAAUUAGGAUUAGGGUAGGGUUAGGGUAGGGUUAGAGGUAGGGUUAGAGUAGGGUUUGGGGUAGAGGUAGGGUUAGGAGUAGGUUUAGGGGAAGGGUUAGGGUAGGGUUAGGGUAGGGUUAGGGGAAGGUUAGGGUUAGGGGAAGGUUAGGGGUUACUCUUAAACAAAUCGUUGAUUUGCACCACAUUCCAGGAAUCAGCAUACAAGAUGAUUUCCCAUUGGUACAAAACCCCAGAAAUGCUGGCUGCUAUGCAGGGCCGGUGCAAGGAUUUUUGCUACCCUAGGCAAAAGUAAAGUUUGCUGCCCCCCCAUGUGACAUCACAAUGACCCACCCAUAUGAUCUGCCAUGUUAACUAACGCCAGUGCUGCAGUGCCGCCGUGCCGCCGUGUUUACAUUAAAAGGCCUGCAGGGACAGGCUAUGGACACCAGAACCAUUACAUUAAGCUGAAGUGGUUCUGGGGACUAGAGAUUAGUGCCAUGAAUAAUAUACUAGAUUGCCUACUUACAACCAGAUGAGGAUGAUGAUGGGCUCUAGCUGCAGUCUGGCUCCACUGGUCUGGUGUAGAACAGACUCUCUGGAGGCGGUUUGUAACUGUGGUCACAAAAAUCAAUGUUCUGGGAGAACGGGAAGCAGCUCCAUUUUUUGGGGGCCCUUUACACAGCUCAUGGUCUGGGUCCCAGGGUCCACCUUCAUGUUCCACCAAUGAGUUUGUUCACAGGGGGUGGAGUAGUAGGGGAUGUCCUGAUAUGUGUGUAAGGAAUGCAUUGUGUGAAUCUGUGUUUGUAUGUGUAAGGGCUGCAAGGUGUGUUUCUGUGUAUGUACGGGAUGCAGUGUGUGCAUCUGUAAGGGGUGCAUUGAGUGUGUGUAAGGAAUGCAUUGUGUGUUUCUGUGUGUGUAAGGGAUGCAUUGUGUGUAAGGGUUGCAUUGCUUGUGUGUGUGUCUGUGUGUGUAAUGCAUUGUGUGUUUUUCUGUGUGCAAGGGGUGCAUUGUCUUUGUGAGUAAGGGGUGCAUUGUGUGUGUGAUGGAUGUCAAUCUCUUCUCCCCCCUCUCCUUCCCUUGUCACUCUAUUCUCCCACCCUUGUCCCUCUCUUCUCCCCCCCUUGUCCCUCUCUUCUACCCCCUCCCCUGUCACUCUCUUCUCCCCUGCUUGUCCCUCUCUUCUCCCACCUCCCUUGUCACUCUCUUCUCCCCUGCUUGUCCCUCUCUUCUCCCCUCUUCUCCCCCGUUGUCACUCUCUUCUCCCCUCCCCACUCUCAUUCCCCCUCCCUCCCCCGUCAAUUCCCCUCCCUGUCAAUUUCUUCCCACCCACCCUGUGGAUUUCUUUCCCCUCCCUUUCAAUUUAUUCCCUCCCUUUCAAUUUAUUCCCCCCUUUCAAUUUAUUCCCUCCCCAAUUUAUUUCAAUUUAUUCCCCCCCCUUUCAAUUUAUUCCCCACCCUCCCUUUCAAUUUAUUCCCAAUUUAUCCCCCCCUUUCAAUUUAUUUCCCCACCCCCUUUCAUUUAUUCCCUCCCUUUCAAUUUAUUCCCCCCUUUCAUUUAUUCCCUCCUUUCAAUUUAUUCUCCCUGUCCUCCUGUUAAUUCCCCUUCCUGUUAAUUCCCCCUUCCCUGUCAUCCCCUUCCUGUCAUUUCCCCUUUUCCUGUCAGUUCCACCCCCUUCCUGUCAAUUCCACCCUGUCAGUUCCCUUCCUGUCAGAUCCCCUUCCCUGUUUCCCCUUCCUGUCAGUUCCUUUCCUGUCAAGAUUCCCCUUCCUGUCCUUCCCUGUCCUUCAUUCCCCCCUUCUUCCCUGUCAGUCAUUCCCCGUCAAUUCUCCCCCCCCCACCAUUGUUGUAGCGUGGCCGAGCCCUCUAUUGGUCCGUGGGUACAGGUAUCUCUUGUUUCCUGUACCCGGCCGGACUAAGGAAGUGCACACUCAGUGACAGAUGCUCCCUGUACCCGCUCGGCCAUGCUACAGUAAGGGAGUGACAGGAGGGAGCGCUGAGCGCUUCCCUCCUGUCAGCCCCUCCUGUCAGCCCCUCUCCUCAUGCUGCGCAAAGCUGCAGCCGCCUGAGGCUCUCUACAGAGCGCUCGGGCGGCUGCAGCAUGAGGCGGGCCGGCGCCCCUGGCGGUGCCCCUUCCCAAGGGGCGCCCUAGGCGGCUGCCUAGUCCGCCUAACAGGUAGCGCCGGCCCUGCUGCUAUGACAAACAACUGUAACCCGGAAUGCUGAAGAUGCGGGAGAGAACUCGGCUUUCUAUACCAUAUAUGGUGGACAUGUCCACUCAUCAGACCCUUCUGGGAGGCAAUACAUAAUGUCCUUUGUCCAUUACGGAUGCAAACCUACAACUCACACCGGAAACAUAUCUGCUAACAACACUCCCAUUACGCAGUUUUUUAAAAAGUAGUCAUCCCUCAUCUGCUCAACACGGCACGCAGCCUUAUUCCAUGUCACUGGAAAUGAACUACGACCCCAAUGCUAAGGGAAUGGAUGAACAGGGGAGAGGACAUCAUACAUUGAAGAGCUUAUUCUCUCUGCGGCAGGACAAACACAAACUUACCAUGACACCUGGUACCACUGACUCAGCUGGUUGUCUUCUGCUACACUAACACACACUAACUGUCAUUAUACGCACAGAGAAAUACUGACAUACACACAUACUGACAUUGUACGCAGACAGGAAUACUGACAUAGACACAUACUGACAUUGUAAACACACAGAAUCACUGAAAUACACACGUAUUUAUAUUGAAUAAACACAGGAACUCUAACAUGCACAAAGACUGGCAUUGUACACACAGGAACAAAAACAUGCACAUAUAAUUAAAUGGCACAAAACACAGACACAUACACAAUAGUCACUCCUAAGUUUGGCAAAGGGCGCUUGAAGGCCUCGAUCCCUGAUAAUAUUCCCCAUGUUGUUCAAAUACUUGUGUCAGAGCAAAUUGGUAAAUGGCUUGUUUUCAUUAACUUAUACAGGGUGUGAAAGAGCACAAGUGUGGGAUAUGUGGACGUGAGUUCACCCUUCUGGCAAACAUGAAGAGACAUGUCCUAAUCCAUACGAACAUUCGGGCUUAUCAGUGCCAUCUGUGCUACAAAAGUUUUGUCCAGAAGCAGACUCUAAAAGCACAUAUGAUUGUCCAUUCAGACAUCAAGCCAUUUAAAUGCAAGGUAAGAACUGUUUUUACUGCAUGCAUGUCCCAGAAUUCCCUGGUGUCUCUACCAUUAAAGGGACACACUAUAGUCACCAGUGCAACUACAUGUAUUCCUGACCCUAUAAUGUUAACACGACCAUCUAGCCCCCCUGGGCCCCUCAUGCCUCCAUAAACAUAGUACAAAUCUUACUGUAUUCAAGCCUGAAGCUGUAAAUCUGCAUGCUGUUAGACUCAGGAAAAACAAGCAGUCUGCUGACAUGUGAUAGCCUGAUCCAAUCACAGUGCUUCCCCAUAGGAUUGGCUGAGACUGACAAGGAGGGAGAUCAGGGGCAGAGCCAGCAUGAUUCAAAUACAGCCCUGGCCAAUAUGCAUCUCCUCAUAGAGAAGAAUUGAAUCAAUUAAUCUCUGUGAGGAAAGUUCAGUGUCUGCAUGCAGUGGGAGGAGAUACUGAAUCACAGGAUGCUCAUGCACAGCAGAUCUCCAUCAAUUCAGAAGUCCCUCUGGUUCACUCUGAGUGACUGCAACUGGAGGUGUUCCUAGCUUUCAAUGUAAACACUGUAUUUGCUCAGAAAAUACAGUGUAUACAUGAGAAAGGCUGCAGGGAGCUAUAGUUCUCACCUGAACAACCUCAUUAAGCUGAAGUUGUUCAGGUGACUAUAGUGUCCCUUUAAAACUAUUUAAUCACCUAUAGGUGAACUUGCAGACUUCUCAUGAGACCCCCCUCCCCUUGGCCUUGUCCCCUCCCUAUCCCUUUGCCCUAAAUCCCUUCUUUACUGUUUAUAUUUCUUUUUUCUGAACACUGAAAUGACGUGGCUUGCAGUAGCCAGGUUUUCACCCUCCAUAUUGUGUCCCCAAAACCUAAUUUUAAUGCCUGUUCGGAGUGCUGUGUUUCUGAUCAUCCAGGGCCUAUUGUUGGUGGUUGGAGUAUUUAUUUGGGCGUUAUUACGUUUGUAUUCUUUCUGCAGCUGAGAGAAAUUUAGUGUCAACUGGAACACAAAGGAUUCCCCUUUUCUUUUAACUUCUUAAGGACGACAUUCGCUGUAAUCCCACUUGGGUUGUUAGCUUUAACACUAGUGACUUAUGAAAAACAAAUUCCAGGAGCAGACACCACCAAUAUUAGUCCGUUUGUCUGGUAAAUAUUUAAAGUCAAACAUUUGGAAUUUUGCUACAUUGCUUUCAUCUUCAAAUAAUAAAGUGAGAACAAAUGAAAUGUGUUUUGACUUUGACGUACCCCCUGCCAACAUGGCAACAAAGUCAAAGGGAUCUUGAAGGUGUUGGCUUUCUUGGAUCUCAUUCAGCAGGAUUAAGGCAUUGACCAGAUAGCAGCUUUUCUGGCAUACGGCUCCUCCUCGGGAGAAGGAAGGAUAUCACUGCAGAAACUGCCUUCAUAACAAUACUUUCCAUCUCCCGAGGGAAUGCUUUGCAAUUAGAUUUCAUCUUGCUUUCUCUUGUACUUUUCGAAGGCUUCCUGUUUUCUCACGGUCCUUUUGGACACUUUACAGUCAUUCUCAUUUUCUCUUUCUGCUUCUCGAAGGGAAGAAACACCCUCCUUAUAUAAAAGGAUAUGAGAGAAGAGAGCACAGCAGUGGUCCUUUGAAGCGCGGUUUAAAUUUCCUUGCCUGUUUCUUAAAACAAAUAACAAAAAAAAAAAGAAAAAAAGCCCUAAGACUUCUGUGGCGUAGCAGAUCGUAUUAAUACACAAACGUUAUGAGACCACAGGUGACAUGUUAAAGGGAAAUGGCCAUCAUUUAUUAUCACUUAAAAUAAAAUAUUACAUAUAUUACAACUGCAGUGUGUACUCAUUUGAGAUGUUUACAUAUACGUGAAUACCUCCUUUCAGCGAAUCUCCAGGCUCUUAUCCUUGCUUUGUGGGUGGCAGCCAUCAUUAGGUCCUAUUUGGUCAGUAGCCAUAUUUGUUCUGCUAAUCACCAAACAUCAAAAGUCUCCCUGGUUGCUGCUGUAAAAAAAUACAUACAAGUACUUUUUAUGGUAUAUUGAAUUAUUUAUACACUUACAAACAUAAAUCAGCUAAAUUUAUGAUAUAUUUAUAUUGAGGACAAUAGAAUGGAAAUGCUCGAAUAUAUCUGCCCCCUAAAUUCUAUCCCACUUGGCUGUACAAAAAUAAUAUCAGCACAACAACAUUACCUACCUAAUGAAAUAUUAAAAAGUAACUCCUUCAGGAGGAAUUCACGUGUAAACUGCAAAAUUAGCCUUAUUGAUGUUUCGACACAUGCAGUGAGUGUUGUAUUGGCCAUCAAUGCUAUUAGAUAUUUGAGUGACGGAUGUUAAAUCUGAGCAGACAUGGCUAAGUGUCUGGGGAUGGAAUCCCAUAAGAUUCAUAGCAGGUCAGUAGCAAGGUGACAAGUUAAGACGUUAAUUCCUCAUAAACAGGUGGGAUAAAACGGAGGUCUAUCAGACCCUUUGCUGCAUAGUGCAUUAACUACUAUAUAUUCGCUAUAUGCCUCUGACACACAAACGGUUACGCUGUUGAGAAAUAUUUUAUAGUUGCAUUUCUGCUCUGAAAUAUUUUCCUCCUACAGCAAAAAUCUAUGAAAAUGAACGAUUUAAUAAGUGUUUAAUAAGUGGCCAUAUGUGUUCUUUUUUCAGCUCUGUGGGAAGGAAUUCAACCGAAUGCACAAUUUAAUGGGUCAUAUGCACCUGCACUCCGACAGCAAGCCCUUCAAGUGUGUCUAUUGUCCCAGUAAAUUCACCUUGAAAGGUAAUCUCACCAGACAUUUGAAGGUCAAGCACGGAGUUAUGGAAAGAGGAUAUCACUCUCGAGGUAAGUGUUGUUGCCUGUAAGAAGUAUUUACUUUUAUCUUAAUGUCUCCAUUAACAAGCAAUAGGUAUAUUAUUAUUAUGCCAGCUUAGAGUUUUCAAAGCGUAUGAUCACUGGCAACCGCAUUCCUCACACCCUGACCCCAUCUCUUCUAAUUCGAUAUUCCUCCCCUUAUAUUUCAAAAAUAUUUGAACCGUCCCUCUGUUUCCUUUUGGGCUGAGGAAGAAUGACAUUUGAUGGUUUUACAGAGAGGGCUUGGACACCUGCUUUGCAGCGCACCAUUGCAGUCUUCCAGUGCAUGGAGUAAUGGUAGAGUCUAAGGAUAUUGCCAAUUAUUGGGUCUUUUAAUGGGACUGCAAGAAAGCACUGCAAUUGAGACCUGUGCAUAGAGGUCCAUACAAACACACACAUUUUUUUCAAAAUGUUAAAAACGAGCCCAUAUUCAUACAAAGUGCCAAUAGAGAACUGAACAGGGUACAGUAAGGACAAGUUGCCCGAUUUUGCUCAGACCUGGUCAUUUUAAUGUAUAUAAACAUUGCUCUAUGCCAGGUAUAGGCAACCUUCGGCAUUGAAGAUGUUGUGUGCUACAUCCCCCAUAAUGCUUUUACAAAGUGCUGGCAGAGCAUCAUGGGAGGUGUAGUCCAAAACAUCUGGAGUACCGAAGAUUGCCUAUGCCUGCUCUAUGCAGUGCUCACUUUUAGUGCUGCAUACAGCUCAUCUGUCAGUCUGGGGCAACUAAGUAUAGUCCUGGCUGAGCCACAGGAUUCAAUUAAUACCUGGGACUACCUGGUACAAGCAUGGAUUUAACCCUGUUCACAAUCUGCAGGACUUUGAAUGCCAUCCUAACGGGGUUAAAGCCCACUAAUGGAACAUCCUAACAUUGUCAAGGCGUUAUCAUUACUUGUUGUUAUUAUUUUGCAAAGCAAAAAAAACUAUGCUGAAUUAAAGGGACUAAAAAAGCAUUAUAGCAACUAUAUCUCAUUUGUAGUGAUGUCCCGAACGGUUCACCGAACGGUUCGCGAACGGUUCGCGAAUGGUUCGCCACGGACUCAUCAUUGAGUAAACUUUGACCCUGUACCUCACAGUCAGCAGACACAUUCCAGCCAAUCAGCAGCAGACCCUCCCUCCCAGACCCUCCCACCUCCUGGACAGCUCACUAAGAAUGCAGCUUCACAAUGAACGUAAAAUGGAUGCUGUCCAGGAGGUAGGAGGGUGUGGGAGGGAGGAUCUGCUGCUGAUUGGCUGGAAUGUGUCUGCUGACUGCGAGGUACAGGGUCAAAGUUUACUCAAUGAUGAGUCUGUGGCGAACCGUUCGUGGCGAACCGUUCGUCGAACCGUUCGGCGAACCGUUCGGCGAACCGUUCGGCGAACCGUUCGGCGAACCGUUCGGCGAACCGUUCGGGACAUCACUACUCAUGAGUAAAUAGGCUGUGGGUGCUGUCACAUGUUUGUCUGAAAACAGUUUGGGAGCAAUAUGGUAUAAACAGGGCAGUUUUACAACCUUUAAAAUAUUUUUUUUUCAAAUAUGUUUAUAUCUGAGAAAAGUACAAUAACUGUGCUUACAUGAACUUAGUAUGUCAAAAUUUAAUGUUCUUUUUUAAAUAUUAUGUUUAUAUUUUGUGAGACAAUGUUUAAAUGUUUGUGAAAGGUAAUUAAGGUAAUUUAUCAGUGUCACAGUAAAUCACAAAAAUGCCCUUUGACUUUAAAUUUAGGUUUGGGGAGAGGAAGGACAGGACUAUCCCACUCUAUUGUACUACGCAGCACGGAACAGAAAGAACCCUUUGACCUCUCUAAUAAAAGAAGAUUAAAGAAAGCGCCAUGCCAAUCCGAUGGGGAGAGCAUAAAGGAAAACUCAUCUCAGGAUGAGGAAGAUGAGGGAUGCCACAGUCUAGGAGUAUAUGAACAAGACAUGCAAUAUGCGGCAAAACUUCAGGUGGACGAACCUCCAUCAGUAGUGAGAGAAGCAUUCAAGAGGAAGCAGGAAGAUAGGCUACAUGGUGAAAGAGUCGUAGACAGGACCAGUACAAACCACAAAGAGGAAGAAAGAGACAAUAACCUGAUCACACAAGAGGGAAAUUUUGGGAAGACUGUUCCUGAUUACCUGUUUUUCAAGAACAGAAACACUAGCUUAAAAGAACUCAAUAAAAAGAAAAUGAGAUGGACUAAUGAGAAGAUGGCCACAAAAACACAAAUUUAA